Cotesia congregata is the source of this 987-nucleotide messenger RNA. The record is from the annotation of a GenBank genome assembly. NCBI's taxonomy places the organism in Eukaryota, Metazoa, Arthropoda, Insecta, Hymenoptera, Braconidae.
AUGUUGCUCAACUCAGUUGUCAUUUUGUUUGCCGUCUUUGGCGUCCCAUGUAUCUACGCGAUCCCGAUUGACAACGAUUAUGAUGAGAUACUCAGAGAGUUAGAUGAGAUUUCAGAAGAAAUUGAACAAGUCUACAAACUUCAAGGUGACAUUCAUGGAGUAGUAUCAAUCCAAGCUGAAAACACGUAUAGCGGCAAUUACAAAGGAAAAGUCCAUUUCGGUGAUAUACUUCACCAGACCAACAAUAAGUACAGCGGUGACGUAACUCGCGAUGUCCAAUAUGGAUUAAAUACAAUCCAAAGUGGUAAUAACUACACAGCCAAUAUAGACGGUGAAGUUCAAUAUGGACCUGACGUUCAGCAACAUAACAACCAUUAUAACACCAACGUUGUCGGUGAAGUCAGUUUCGGAGCUACAACUCGUCAAAGUAAUAAUACCUACAACGGAUAUCUAACCGGCAUAAUCAAUAUCGGACUUUCGACAAACCAAACUGGCAAUGCUUAUCUAGGCACGAUAACCGGAAACGUCAGUCACGGAUCGACAACCUCGCAGAUUAAUAACACUCAUCUGGGUACUGUGGAAGGCAAAAUCAAUCAUGGGGCUUUGACCAACCAAGCUGGAAAUCUUUAUACGGAAUAUGUAAAUGGGGAUGUUUCUCUCGGAUCCUCAACCAACCAACUCAAUAAUACCUACGAGAACAGUGAAUCGGGAGAGAUAAACUAUGGUUCUCGUACCAAUCAAAAUAAUAACGAUCAUCGGUAUGAUGUAAAUGGUAUUGUGUAUCACGGAUCUAGGACUGUCGCAUAUAACAAUACAUUCGAUAAUAGUCAAGACGGUACAGUUGACCAUGGAUCUGAUACUCGUCAAGAUAAUAAUUCGUACGAAAAGUCUAGAGCCAAUAAAAAUAUUUUUGGAUCUAUAACAGAUAUACAAGAAAACAAAGACUUAACGACCAGCGAAUCUUCCACGGAGAAUAUUAAAGAAUAG